Molecule: messenger RNA, 818 nt
Organism: Trichoderma harzianum CBS 226.95
Lineage: Eukaryota; Fungi; Ascomycota; Sordariomycetes; Hypocreales; Hypocreaceae
Exons: 2
Coding region: 87-716 (209 amino acids)
Source: RefSeq, a predicted model, not a curated record
CCGGCAUACUCACAUUUGCUCCAAAAGCAGUACAGGGCAUAAGAAAAAAACAAGGAAGACGAUAUUGAUUCGUCUUGACGAGCCUAAUGGCCCCUAAAGGAAAAUCUGAGGGCGCAGGCACCACUUCAGAAGCCCCAAAGAAGAAGCACGGCUUCAGAGUCGGACCCGAGAAUCUGCCAGACGGGCCAUGGCGCCGUAAAGUCGAUCAGAAGAAGCGUGAUUUAAUUCACAGAGCCAAGGUCAAGAAGGAAUACGCCAAGAUUAAGGCUGCAGAGGAAGCCAAAGCCCGGCCCAGUCACCGUGAUGAUGAGGAUGAUGGCAAAGAUGAGGUGAACUCAGCACAAGGCGACGCCCAGGAGGACAACGAAGAGGAAGGAGAGAAGAUGCAUCCUACAAGGCAGCUCAUGAUUAAGGAUGAAGACAUGGCACAGGUUGGAGCUGAGGCGUCUGGCCCUAGUGACGGCCAGAGGCGGAGGACUCGACGCCCAGGCUACUACGAGAAGCAGCUGAAGAAGGCUGCAGACCGGCGCCAAGAGGCCGAUGCCAAGAGAAAAGAGUAUGAGCGACGAAUGGAAGAGCGAGCACAGAAACAGGCUGAGCGGGAGAGAUUCAAAAAGGCCAUGGCCAAGACGAGGGACAAGGACGGCAAGAAAAAGCUGGGCAGGGAGAGUUCAUUGUUGUUGGAAAAGGUCAAAAGGCUUGUUGCUCAGAAAUGAGGCGGCAGGCUGGAGUUUUGCAUUGUUCAUGUUUUGUUACGAUACCUUUGGCAUAUCAGAUUUUGCGAUUGCACCCUACGGUAAUAAUGGAGCAAAGGAAUG